GGUGCCAUUGGUGGCUUGCUUGGGGCCUGGAUGACCUCUGGACAGUUCAAGCCCAUUCCUCAGAUUAUCCUGGAACUGCCCCCUGUGGAGCAGCAGCGGCUUUACACAAAUGUCUGUGCCAUUAUUCAGAAUCUGGACUGGACCGACCUAGCCCAGCUCACCGCCUUGGUCAUGUCCAACGGCGCCCUUCAACAGAAAUUGCUUGGAGUCCUGACAGACUAUAUCACUACAGAGCUCAAAGGGGAAAUCCAGUAUGGAAACUAGACUCGGAUGUGUCUUUAAGGGGGCCGAGUGCCCUUGGUUCCCUUCUGGCAUUUUAGAUUUCUUAAGAUCAUGGUUUUUAUAGGAAUAACAAGAUGGCAACUGCAUUUUUACCCAAAAUUAUCUGAACAAGGCAAGCUUUGGUUUGCCCAUGCUGUGGUUGGGUUGUUGUUGUUUUUUUGCGUAAUUAGACUCUAUUUCAAUAGCUAAGGUUGGAUCGGUUUGAGCCUCAAUGUUUAUUGUAUUUAUUUAAACAUCUAUUUAUGCCACCCCAAAAUCCCACAGUGGUAUUUGGAGUGCCUUGCUGAGUAAGCACCUCUGGUCCAUCUGACCUUCUAAGCAACAGCCUCUGUAACGGUGACGCCAUCAAAGAAAGUGCCGCCAUAGCAUCCUUGUAUUGUAGUCAAGGAGAUAAGUCAUGGCGUUUGCACUAUGAGGAUGUCACCAUUUGCUGCUCUUUGAUGUGCAUCAUUCUAGAUGAAUACACUGAACAGGUGUUGUCAGCCUUUCCUGCCCAAUUGCAGGCGUUGGAUCUGUGAUCAAUUGUCCUACCCGAAUAUGUUCCCUAGCUGAAGAGAGACAGGCUGGUGGUUGACAUAUCUUCAGGAUACCCAGUUGGAGAAACCUAACGAUUCACUGUGGUUGAACUGUGUGGUGUCCUCUUGGCCACAUUACAACGAUCAACAUCAAAUCCCUUGGAAUUUCUCAAGAGGGGGUUAACUUCUCGAUGGUAUGUGCUUCUUCUCCUUCUGCCUUAAUGUUGAGAGGGUGCAGGAGUGAAAAGUUGAAAUCGUUCCGAGCCAAAAAUGUAGCAGAUGUUUCAUCUUAGGUAUUUCUCCCGAAGAUAAGUGCAAAUAAAGCUGAAUUUUAAUGUGUGAA
Molecule: messenger RNA, 1140 nt
Organism: Protobothrops mucrosquamatus (brown spotted pit viper)
Lineage: Eukaryota; Metazoa; Chordata; Lepidosauria; Squamata; Viperidae
Gene: CUNH19orf12
Product: chromosome unknown C19orf12 homolog
Exons: 1
Coding region: 31-264 (77 amino acids)
Source: RefSeq, a predicted model, not a curated record